Morchella importuna is the source of this 912-nucleotide messenger RNA. RefSeq lists its product as uncharacterized. Bases 1 to 912 code for a protein of 303 amino acids. The record is from RefSeq and is a predicted model, not a curated record. Lineage: Eukaryota; Fungi; Ascomycota; Pezizomycetes; Pezizales; Morchellaceae. The transcript has 4 exons.
AUGGCGAGGAAUGUUGGUGAGGAGAAUAGGGCGAGAAUGCCAAGGAUUGCAAUCACGUUUACCGCUCUACUUACCUGCGCGAUGUCUCUCUCGAGCGACUUUUGGAGUAAACGGCUAGAGAAAAAGCUGGAGUCAUUGAACGCGCCACCCGCGGAAAGGCGCCCCCAAGCCCCUGCUGGAUUGGAGGUUACUGAGGAAGAUGCACCACCGGUGUAUCUUGAAUCUAUUCCAGAGAUGCCACCAGAUUAUCGCGAAAUUUUUCUCGAGCUAGAGGGAGCACUGGUCACCGAGGGAGCACUGGCCGCCGGGGGAACACCCGCUGCGGAAGGAACACAGGCCGCUGAGGGAACACCGGACCCGGAAGAAACACCAGUGACCGAGGAAACAUCAGCCACCGAGGGAGCACCGUCCGCUGGGGGGCCGCCGGCCGCCGGCGGGCCUCCUGAGUCCUUUCUACGUUUUUUGGUUCGCCUCGGAAAGAAAAUUCUUAGUAGCGUCUGGGGCUCGAUCCGUGAUUUCUUAUCCUUUAUUGGAAUAUUGGCGAAGAAGGUUGAAGAGCAGCCUGACUCAGCUCCCUUCGACCUUGAAAAGGAGAUUUUUGACAUGAGUGAAAAGCAAAAGGCAAGAGAUGCCGCGAGCAUUGACGAGGCGGGCAAAGCGUUGAAGGAGAACCUUCAAAAUCGGUCCCCGCAGGAGCAGCGCAGAGGAUUGACAGCAUGGGGGAAGAUGCUGGGGUGGGUGGGGGAUGCCUGGGAUGCCUUCAAGGGAUGGCUUCCGGAUCUGUCUGUUGGGGCUCUGAAGAGGCGGGGAGAACAACUCUCCAGCGGCAUCCGCGGUAUGAUGAUAAAGGUUGGCGAUGUUUUUCUCAAGGCAUGGAGGUGGCUAUCAGGUGGUGCUGGACCUUCGCUCUGA